CCACCUUCAAGAUGGAAGCUGGACAGUUGGUCUACAAGAACGUCCUUAAAUAUGUCCCGUCUGUCCACAACAGUACAAUUCGGAGAUCUAUGCCAUUCACUGUACCCCUUCAGUGUCGUUACUAUAGGUAUCACCACGUCUACAAGCACGGUAUUCGUCCGCUUUGGAGGAAUCAAACUCGCUUCAAGAGUCUCCAGUCCCCGAACAGCUUUGCCCUAAGAAUAAUUAAUGGUGAUUGGGUUCCUGAUCACAUGAUGAAUACAUUCUACCUUGGACAGCCCAUACACUUUGAAGCGACUACAAAUCUCACUAUUCCUGGGACUAAGCUUUUCAUCCACAGCUGUUAUGCAACAGCAUCUCCAGCUUUAAAUUCAACCCCCAGAUAUACAGUGAUUGAGAAUUAUGGGUAA
Molecule: messenger RNA, 410 nt
Organism: Polyodon spathula (Mississippi paddlefish)
Lineage: Eukaryota; Metazoa; Chordata; Actinopteri; Acipenseriformes; Polyodontidae
Product: zona pellucida sperm-binding protein 3-like
Exons: 3
Coding region: 12-410 (132 amino acids)
Biological process (GO): binding of sperm to zona pellucida; positive regulation of acrosome reaction; egg coat formation
Cellular component (GO): extracellular matrix
Molecular function (GO): acrosin binding
Source: RefSeq, a predicted model, not a curated record